UGCAUCCAUGGCUUCGAACCGGAAGCAGGUCCUCGAGGAAGAUGCGUACGUCGAGGCGCUGGACGCGAUCAUCGAGCGGGACUUCUUCCCGGAUCUGCCCAAGCUUAAGUACCAGACCAUGUGGCUCGAUGCUCUGGCCACGAAGAACGCGGCCUUGAUCGCUCAAGUUCGCCAGUACAUUGCCAACGACCAGCAAAAGCGCCCGCAGACGAAGACGAGCUCAAGGUCACAGCUAGAGGGCCUUACAGGCAGCAGCAAACGCAAGCGGGCAGACGACGAGGGCGCAUCGGCGUGGGACGUUCCGACACCGCCACGCACCUCCAGCGACAUUGAGGAGCCUACCGAAGACGAUGCUACCGUCGGUGACGCCGGCGAAGCGCCAAGCAAAGCAACCGCAACGAUGACAUUGAACCACUUCUUGGCAACGCACACGUCCGAGGACAAUGCAGCGUUCGAGGAGCUGCAAGAGAAGGCCGUCGCCGAGCACAAGAAGAAGUACCACUGGGCGUUCGACGAUGACCACGCGACUACGCGCUUGCUCCUGCUACCUGAUGGCACCAAGAUGACACAGGAGCGACGGCUCCUCAUGGACAAAGCAUGCGACACAAAGCUCGCCUUGGAAGACUCCCGACCUGUCGCGCCCGACACGUGGACCUUCCGCGCCCGUAACCAGCUGCUCUUUCCGCCCGACCUCGAGACGUCACGGGCCAUCUGCAAGCUGGAGGCAACGACGACGGGCGACGUGCUCUUGCUUGAGAAUGGCACGCUCCCAGCCCCGGAUCGUGCGCUGACCAAAUCUCUUCGGACGGGCGCGGUGGCCAAGAAGCCGAUGGAAACUGUGUACGCCAACUCGCGCUUCUCGUCUGCGUUCCUCGCGAGCCAAGAAUUGCCGCCCGACAUUGCCCCCGCUGCGCCACUGGACUUGGUCGAGAUGACGCCGCUCAUUGUACCUGGCGACGGGAAUGAAUCGCCGCUCAUGACAUGGGGCGACAUUGCGGCGACACCGAUGAUCCUCCCGAGCGAGACGCCCGCCCACCGCCCCGUCUUUGAAAUCAAGGACAAGUCCAAGCGAGAAAAGCUCGCGCUCGCCAUGGACGCAAAAAACAAACAGCGCAUGAAGGCCAAGAAGACGCCGACGCCGUUCCGAUCGACGCCAGGACGCGGCAAGGCGACUCCGACGCCGCUUCUCAGUGUCUUCCGCGCCGGUGCGUUCUCGGAGCUCCGAGCCAGCUACGCCACGCCGCUUCGUUCGUCAAGCAAGAGCAACCCCCCUAAAAAGUGAACUCUCUCUUGUCUUCUUGAACACUC
Saprolegnia parasitica CBS 223.65 is the source of this 1308-nucleotide messenger RNA. RefSeq lists its product as hypothetical. Bases 8 to 1282 code for a protein of 424 amino acids. The transcript is spliced from 8 exons. Gene Ontology annotation, cellular component: catalytic step 2 spliceosome. The record is from RefSeq and is a predicted model, not a curated record. Lineage: Eukaryota; Oomycota; Saprolegniomycetes; Saprolegniales; Saprolegniaceae.